CGCAACUCAAAAUUCAAGACCUCCUUGAGGUUUCCGACAACAACGAAAUGCCUCCCCGAUUAUCAUCUCUCACGGCAGCUUGCCGGAUAGCACCGACUGCCCGAAGUCCAAUCGCAGCUUUCUUGGUUCCAUUCACGCAAUCGCGCAAUGCCUCGAUUCUGGCAACCCUCUCGGACAAUGUAGGAGCUUACAACAAACGCAUACGACGUGGUCGAGGUCCGUCAUCAGGGAAAGGAAAAACAUCAGGAAGAGGUCAGAAGGGUCAAAAGGCACAUGGAAAAGUACCUGCAAGAUUCCAGGGUGGUCAAACACCCCAGGAGAUUGUACAUGGAACAAGAGGAUUUGAGAAUCCCUUUUCUGUCGAAAUGUCCCCAAUCAAUCUGGAUCGAAUACAGUCGUGGAUAGACCAAGGUCGACUUGAUCCGACCAAACCCAUAACUUUGAACGAGUUGGCCAAAUCACGCUGUCUUCAUGGCAUCAAAGACGGAGUGAAGCUAUUAGCACGGGGGAAGGAGGAAUUGAAGACUCCAAUCAACAUUCUGGUUUCCCGCGCAUCCACUGCAGCUAUUGAAGCCAUCGAGGCCCUUGGUGGAACAGUCACCACACGAUACUAUACCAAGGACUCGAUAAAGAGGCUGCUAAAGGGGGAAUCUGAGAACAGCUUCACUCCAUUGAGUCUGGCACCUGCUCCGACUGGCGAAUCUCCCAUCUUGAAUAUGGCGGCGUCUGCGUCACGAUUUUCGUACAGAUUACCUGAUCCAACUAGCAGAAAAGACUUGGAAUAUUAUCGCGAUUCGGCACAUCGAGGAUAUUUGAGCCAUUUGGUUGAGGAAGGCCAUGGUCCUAGUUUGUUCUUCAAGACUCCAGGGACGGGAGCACGCCGGAAAGCGAAGAAACCAGGAGUUGCUGCAGCUGCUGGGGAGAACAAGUUGUGGUAGGCAGAAGAAUUUGUCCGUGUAUACUAUUGGAGGGAUUCUGUUUCGCGUAGUGCAGUUGAAUAAGGCGCAGCUGGAAGCCCUGGUGUAACAACAAAAUGACCCCUGGUGAUAUCUUGAGAUGACCAAUCAAUCAGCAAAAGCUCCUGCAAUGCAACUUUGAGUGUCGCUUGGCCGAGUGAGAACUGGACAACGGAG
Molecule: messenger RNA, 1133 nt
Organism: Mollisia scopiformis
Lineage: Eukaryota; Fungi; Ascomycota; Leotiomycetes; Helotiales; Mollisiaceae
Product: ribosomal protein L15
Exons: 2
Coding region: 48-938 (296 amino acids)
Biological process (GO): translation
Cellular component (GO): mitochondrial large ribosomal subunit
Molecular function (GO): structural constituent of ribosome
Source: RefSeq, a predicted model, not a curated record